GAAGACAGCAGCAUAAUGGUUGAAUUUCGUUUUGAUAUACGUCCCCUAUUCACGCAACCGAUUAUCAAGGUUACUUCAAAUCUACUGCCACACACAUUUCGCGGAGAUCGUCGUCAGUGUUUAGAUGCAACAUCAAAAAUGUCCGAAAUAAUUGAUCGUCUGGGUCAGUUAUCGGCCAAUGCCCAAAAACUCAAUACCCCCGUGACGACAGCUCAGCGUUUGCGAAUGUCUGAGAAUCAAACAAUCUAUUUGAUGGCAGAUAUCAAUCAGGGAAAUAAUGGUGCUGUAAUUGGCUUGCUUAAGGUGGGCACCAAAGACCUUUAUCUGUUCGACGAAACCGGCCAGACGCGUAAGGUCGAGAACACCCCAUGUAUUUUAGAUUUCUACAUACACGAGUCGAGACAGCGGGCUGGUCUCGGCAAGGAUCUAUUCGAAACCAUGUUGGCCGAUGAAAAAUGGACACCCAUUAAAUGUUCAGUGGAUAGGCCGUCAGAGAAAUUAUUGGGUUUCCUUAAGAAACAUUAUGGUUUGGUGCGUACCAUACCACAGGCUAAUAAUUUUGUUCUCUAUGAGGGUUUCUUCGAUGACGUGAACUCGUCGACAGCCGCUACAAAUAAACAUACAAAUGGUGCCGGCAAUGGAAUGUACAUUACAAAUAGUCCUAACACACAACUCUUUGGUGCUACUUAUCUGGGUGAAGAGAAUAACAAGAAACGAAUGCAACGCCAGCUAGAGGCUACACCAAAUUUGGCAUCACAAAUAACACAAAUCUCACCAGUUGGACGUUAUGGUGCAAGGAGACCAACAUGCAGCAUGGCCGAGAUAAUUCACAGUGGAACGACACCAACUAAAGGCGCUGAAUCGGGCAGUGGUCAAACAUAUGAAAAAUUAAAUGCUGAUUAUAUUCUCUAAGCAGCUAAUGAAA
Musca vetustissima is the source of this 925-nucleotide messenger RNA. Its product is annotated as alpha-tubulin N-acetyltransferase 1. The record is from RefSeq and is a predicted model, not a curated record. Gene Ontology annotation, cellular component: microtubule. Gene Ontology annotation, biological process: alpha-tubulin acetylation. The transcript is spliced from 6 exons. The coding region runs from base 16 to 912 and encodes 298 amino acids. Gene Ontology annotation, molecular function: tubulin N-acetyltransferase activity. Lineage: Eukaryota; Metazoa; Arthropoda; Insecta; Diptera; Muscidae.